AAACUCCAGCUAAUGUCAAAUGCAUAAUAAACAAAUAACAUUGAAUGUGGCAAUUGCAAUAAAUUGUUUAUAAUAAUUGUUCGCUGCUAAGUAUUGUUGGACUCAAUAGUAAAUAUGGGAGACGAAGGGGGACUGGAGAUUUUGAACAAACUGGAAAAAGAGCAAACCAAUUUAUCCCUAUUGCAAGAACGGUUAGCCAAAAGUGCUCAGAUCACGAAAGGUAUAGGCAACAUACUAAAUACCUUCGAGCAAAGAUUGUCCCGCUUGGAAGAGACGAUUUUGCCAGUGUAUAAUGAAACUGAAAGUCUCCAGAAGGCUCAGUAUAAUAUUGAGUGCACUAUGCAACUGCUUGAUAACGUUAUUGGAUAUUACGAAGUAUCUGGCAAUGUGGAGCAUAUCAUAGAAAAGGGGCCGGGUGAAGGCGGGAUUGAGCUGGAUAGAUACAUAGAUGCCUUAAAUCGGCUUUAUAAUGCUCAGAAAUAUUUUGAAAAAAACAUACCCCAGAGCGUUGAGCUAAUAAAUGUGUCAUCGUUUUUCCACAAAGGCAGCGAUAAGUUAAACGCAGAAUUUAAGACAAUUUUGGACAAAUACAACACGCCGAUUUUGCCGAUUGUUUUGCUAGAUUUCAUUCAUUUUGAAGAAUCCCGGGAUAUGAAAGCUCUUCCCAAACAGAUACCCCCAGAAGCAAAAGAACAACUGAUUAAAAUAUCAUCCUGGCUGCUCAGUCAUAAUCGAGACGAAUUCUUGACGGUUUAUGGAAAAACUAGAGGCAGCGUAUUGCAACGUUCCCUAACUAUGCUGCGGAAUCAUCAAAAAUCAGUCAGCGGCGGCAGCGUUCAUACGUCUGCCAACUCUCCAAUGUUGAAAUCGAAGUUCCCCAGCAGACAUGAAGCUAAAAGGCAGCAUUCAACUAGACGAUUGCAAGCAUUUGAGCGAAAAGCUAACAGAAUGUUCCUCCGUGCAUCACAGACUUUAGAACACUCCACUGGGUUCACAUUGGGGUCAAAAAGAUCAUCUCAUCUAGAUACAUCCUACAGCGGAGAAGAAGUGGAUAAUGAGCAGGAAAUGUACAACUACCUCAUAUGCAUCAUAGCCUUGCACAAGCUGAUGCAAAUAGAGCAAUACUUAAUGAAGGAGAUAAUCACGCCCAAUCACAGGCCGCAGGUUUUUGAGCUUAUUGUAAGAGAAGCCAUGGACACCUUGGUUCAGGAUGGAGAGAAUAUUGCCACCAGAGCGAAAAAGUGCAUCCAAAGACACGACUUUGGAACAGUAUUGGUGAUCUUUCCGAUUUUCAAGCAACUAAGAGCGCUGAAGCCUGAUUUUGAACGGACUAUCGAACAGUGGGACUUGAAUGUUAAGCAAAAGUUUGAAUCCAUUUUGCAAAUGCUCCAGACAACUGGAGCUAAAGCUUUGGACGAUUUUAUAGAAAGUCUCCGAUCAGACUCAGUAACUCAGCUUCCACCGGAUGGCACUGUUCAUGAGCUGACUAGUAACGUUAUCAUGUUUCUAGAGCAAUUGCUGGAUUACAGUGAUACAAUUGGCAUAGUAUUAGGUCAAGAUCCUAUUUAUGCCAAGCAACUGGAGAAACUUAAAUUCGCUGAUCAAAACAAAGCGUUCAUUGGCUUAUAUAUAGGUAAAGUCCUGGCGCAACUCAACCACACUCUGAUCAGCAAAAGUGAACAGUAUAGUGACGUCGCCCUAAAAGCCCUUUUCCGGCUUAAUAACAACAACUAUGUGUUGAAAUCAUUGCAAAGAACUAAUCUUUUGGAAUUGUAUCUGAUAUCGGAACCCAAGUGCGAAGAGUAUUAUCACACCUCGAUUCAAGACCACAAAAAAGCUUAUUCCCAGUGCUGGAACAAGCUUUUGAACUACAUAGAGUCUGAUGACCCGUUCGUACAUGGGGAAAAACUGAAAGACAAGGAAAGGGCGGCAGUGAAAGAGAAAUUUGCCGGUUUUAACAAGGAAAUUGAGGAUAUUUCGAAAGUGCAAAGAGGAUAUUCCAUUCCGGAUAUAGAGUUAAGGGAGAGCAUCAAACGGGAUAAUAAGGAGCUGGUGAUUCCCAAGUAUAACGCUUUUUUCAACAGAUACGGCGUCCUGAAUUUUACGAAAAACCCCGAGAAAUAUAUCAAACAUAAACCAGAUGAAGUUUCAGCAAUCAUUGAUAGAUUUUUUGAUGUAGCCGCUUAAGUAUGAUUGGUGCAUGUAGGUUUUUAUUAUUGAUUUUAUAUUGUUUAUUGGGAUUAAUUUACUUAUUGUUAUGUAAGAAGGUAAGGAGAAAUAAUCACUAAAACACACUAUAGAAGAUUUCAGAUUAAAAUUUAUGGAUUUAAUUUGAUCAAUAAAACUGAAUAUUUAUUUUCAUAAAGCAGCAAACAUAGGCGUUCAAAAAACGUAUACCUAUAGUCACUUUUUCCUAGAUUUAUUUUAACUUUACAAAAUAUUUCCAAAAAGUAAUAGAGGCGAUAGUAACUGUAAACAUUCUACACAUUUGGAGUUGCGACAAUUUACGCAAUGAAGGUACGUUUUUUUCUGAACAAUAAACUUUUCAUACAUAACAUAA
Messenger RNA from Dendroctonus ponderosae (mountain pine beetle), 2560 nucleotides. RefSeq names its product exocyst complex component 7 (gene Exo70). The record is from RefSeq and is a predicted model, not a curated record. Gene Ontology annotation, cellular component: exocyst. NCBI's taxonomy places the organism in Eukaryota, Metazoa, Arthropoda, Insecta, Coleoptera, Curculionidae. Gene Ontology annotation, biological process: exocytosis. The transcript is spliced from 12 exons. The coding region runs from base 115 to 2187 and encodes 690 amino acids. Gene Ontology annotation, molecular function: phosphatidylinositol-4,5-bisphosphate binding.